AGAACAAGAGAAAGAACUAGAGUCACGGAAUAUGGAAAAAGGUUGCUUACCAGUCUUUAUGGACUUCGCUGCUCGCUGAAUGUCACCCGUCAAAACGUGUUAUACACAAUAAAUGGGCAGCCGUACAACUGAUACUCGGCUGGGUCAGCACAAAGACAAGACUCUUCUCAAAAGGGCACAGUGCUGCAAUUGUCUGCUGCGACUAGACCGCCUCCCACCGCACGUGGAUCUCGAAAUACCACGCUCGUGUACCCGUUUGAGUUCUGCAAAGAUUCCCUUUCUUGCCAGCAACGUCCCAUUCAACCUUGUCAACUGCGAACAACCGGAAGAGGCAACAGGGGCCCCCGGGAUCGACGCGAACUUUCUUUAGCCGCUGAGUCGCCGGAGUCAACUUUUUUGCAGCGCUCGACCCUGGGUCGCAUCUGGUUUUUUUUCUUUUCUUCAAAGAAAUUUUUUCUCUCUUCGCAUACCGACUCAGCGAUUCGCUGAGGGAGACUGCGACGACGAUUAAUCGCAGGAAGAACUCUUUUUCGUUCCCAAGAUGCCUAUUGCUGUCGGCCACAUCUGUUCUUGAGUUGUUGCCUGCGUCCUUUUCCUCCUUCUCCACAGUGAAUCCUUCCUGCUUCUCUGUCUUGCGUUCUCUGCUCUGCGGCUAGGAAGCCGUUUUCCGCUUCGUCCCUGCCAUCCCGGGACCCGGUUCGCUGCGUCGUUCCGGGUUCCGUGCUUCCGUUUUUCGUUCCGUCCACCCUUCUUUUAUGUUGUUCACCCUCUCUUCAGCCUGCACUGUGAAGAUGGAGCAGCUCAUUCGCAGGGUUCCGUCUCAGUCUGCAUUUUUGCCGUUGAUCGAGAAAGGCAGAUGCAUGCUGUCUACAGCGCGCUUAUCCUCCAUCCCAGCAAAGGGAACCGCCCAGGGGGUGUGGUCGCCACGCCACUCACAGUCGACAUCUCAGGUCGAGAAAACGGGAAAAUUCUUUUUUUCUGCCCGCGGGUUGGCUUCAGAGAGAAAGGUGCUCGCUGCUGACCGAGUGCUUUCAGGUUUGCGUGCGUCUGAAUGCGUGGAGGCUACGAUUGGUCUCCGCUUCCCACUCUGUCGCCUUCUCUCAACAACCGCCGCAACUCCCCCACAGGGAGAUAGUGGAAAGGAACUGCCUUCCUCGGCAGCUAACGAAACGACCAAACAAGAAAGUCCAGUUGUUGACACUGACAUCAAUGCGGUGACGAACUACAUUGUCGGCAUGUGUCAGAAGUUUCUGCAGAAAGGAGAGAAAGUGACGCCCUCGAGCAAACUGGAAGAGUUGCGAACUCGGGAAGACCGUCUCUGGGACUGUCUGGAUACAGUUGAAUUCGUUCUUGAUGUGGAGGAGAUCUUCGACGUCACUGUUCCAGACGAAGUUGCAGAUAAUUUCCAAACACUUCAGGAAAUUGCGGAUUUCGUGGUGUCUGAGAGAGCGAAGGCAGGCAAGUUCAUGAAGGACCAGUGAGACAACGAAAGUUUUCCACCGUCUUUUGCUUCUUCAGUCGGCACAGCUACGUUUGCUCGGGAAGCUUCGUCACUCUCAGUCUGGCGCCAUAGUGACGAAUGUCAACGAAAAAAAGGUCUUUCGACUUGCGUGAUUUGCGCCAUCUGUGAGAAACCCUUUUCAUUUGCGCGCAGCGUAAAAGAAUUGGUUCUCUUCGUGGUGUUUAGGCGACCCUGGAUUGUCUCACGCAAAGUCGUCUUACCAGAUAUGAGGGAGAUUCGUGGGUAUUCCAGCUUCCCUGUUUUCUUCCGUGGCGCGUUUCAUCGUUCGCUUGGGUCUUUUCGGUGAAGUCGCCGUGACAGGCCGGGAAGAUGGUGUGGCCUCCCAGUGUCUCAAAGAAGACGUGCUUUCCUGUUCUAGACACACGCAGACCCUUGGCACGCAGACAAGAAUGGAAUCCGACAUCUUUUCUGUUUUUCGAACGAAGUAGGAAGAACUCAAAAAGACAGACCUCAACACAAGAAGCGGCUGCAGACGGCCGCGGCGUUUUGGGUU
Messenger RNA from Toxoplasma gondii ME49, 2015 nucleotides. RefSeq lists its product as hypothetical. NCBI's taxonomy places the organism in Eukaryota, Apicomplexa, Conoidasida, Eucoccidiorida, Sarcocystidae. The transcript is spliced from 4 exons. The record is from RefSeq and is a predicted model, not a curated record. Bases 756 to 1481 code for a protein of 241 amino acids.